Molecule: messenger RNA, 1281 nt
Organism: Cladocopium goreaui
Lineage: Eukaryota; Dinophyceae; Suessiales; Symbiodiniaceae
Source: the annotation of a GenBank genome assembly
AUGGAUGGUUUUGCCUUCAUGCCACCCUCCCUGGAGACCUCUGUGGAGAACUCGCGCAGCGUGAACUCGCGCGGAUAUGCGGUGCCAAAGGUUGCACCGGCGCCAGAUGUGAACCAGGCGGUGGUCCCACCGAGAAAAGCUUCGGAUGGACAAGAGGGCCAUUGCUGCUCACGUUGUGACGAAGAACAAGAAGAUGCUCAUUACGGAGAAGUAUGCUAUUCCUUGCUGUCCUAUGCAGAUGAUGCUGAAUCAGAGCUGCAGUCCAUUUCCGAGAAUUUCUCUGCGGCCGAUCCGGAGGAUCUUCCCUUGCUGAAGCACUCCUUGUCCGAGAUGUUGGACCAAAUGUCUCACUGUGUUCGGAUCAAUGAUGAGUUCCUGAAGAUGCUUGUCCUCUCCGACUGUGAUGCUAAACAGUUCUGGCAAGUGCCCCCUGAUCAUCAAGUCCAAGAGAGGAACAGCGUCAAAGUCCGCACCGUCUUGCGUCAGUUUGUGCGCGACUGGGCCGACGAAGGGGCCAAGGAGCGUGAAGUGCAGUACGGCUGCCUAUUGGAUGCGUUGGAACGCCAUGUGCCCAAGACAGGUGGCCAAAACUCGAAAAAACCGCGAGUGUUGACCCCGGGCAGUGGAUUGUCGCGCUUACCCUUUGAAUGUGCUCGACGUGGCUACGCAGCGCAGGGCAAUGAGUUUUCGUAUCACAUGCUGCAGGGGUGCAAAUGGGUGCUGAAUGAGACAGAAGCAGAACGAAGCCACACCAUCUUCCCCUUCGUUUUGAAUUUGGAGAAUCGCCGCGAUGCGCUGGACCAUGUGCGACCCGUGGUCAUCCCGGACGUGUGUCCCUCGAAGAUUCUGUGCCCACCUGGUGUGGAACCGAAUCCGGAGGACUUCUCCAUGUGCGCGGGCGAAUUCGUCAGCGUUUACGAGGAACAGAUCGAGGAAUGGGAUGCAGUCCUCACGUGUUUUUUCUUGGAUACGGCCAAGAAUGUGUUCUUGUACAUUCGCACCAUUGCUGACAUCAUCAGGCCAGGUGGACUCUGGGCCAACAUUGGGCCGUUGUUGUACCACUAUGCUGAGCAACCCGGACAGAUCUCCAUUGAACUCAGCUGGGAAGAAGUCAAGCCUGAGAUUGCGAAAUAUUUUGAUUUCAAAGAGGAGGAUUUUCGAGAAGCCUUGUACACCACCAAUCCCAAAGGCAUGUAUCGCACUCGUUAUAACUGCAUCUACUUCGCGGCCAUCAGGAAUGAUGUCGAAGCUGAGGGAGAAUCAAAUCCAGUGUUCGAAUGA